CUUGAAUCAUCUACACUAGUUAUACAGAACCAAGGUGUAUUAGAGAAGAGAAACAUGACUACAAUUCGUAUUUCUACCCCCACUAGUCAACAACUGUUGUUGUCUUUCCCCCCCACCUUCCACGAUUCCUAUACAGAGACAACCCAUGUCUGAAUCUGAAGUACAGACGCAAUGAUAUCCACAUAUACCCAGGAUCAGCUGGAGUCUUACCUUGAACGCAUUGGAUAUGCCGAUUCCCCUUCGGAAACGGGACUCACCCGAUUACAGCGACUGCGACCAUUCAUCGAAAAGGAUGCGCUGGCUGCCCUCGCAGAGCUUCAACGUCGACACCUAGGCGCAAUUCCCUGGGGCAAUUCCGCUCUCCAUUACUCCCAGCAUCAUAGCGUCUCUAUUCACCCGUCUGCCGUUUUCGAGAAACUGGUGGUUCGUCGGCUGGAUGGCUACUGUAUGGAAAACACCAACCUGCUGUACGUUGUUCUGCGAUCUCUGGGAUAUCAGGUCUACCCCUCUGCAGCGAGGGUGUCGGGAGCUGCGGCGGACCCUACGGCGGGACCCAAUGCGCCGUAUUUUGCGCUAGGUCAUAUGGUGCUUAUUGUCACUAUCGAUGACCGGAAAUACAUGGUGGAUGUUGGAUUCGGAAACAAUGUGCCCACUAGUCCACUGCCGCUGGAGGAGAACUCAAUCGCGAUGAAUAUUGCCCCAGCCGAGAUGCGCCUGAUCCAGGAUUCUAUCCCCGAGGCAGUCGACCAAGGCCAGAAGGUUUGGAUUUACCAAAUCCGAUACAACCCGGAAAGUAACUGGAUCCCGAUCUAUGCGUUUUCCGGAAUCGAGUUCUUACCCCAAGAUUUUGCCGUGAUGAAUUUCGCGACCAGUCACCAGUCUACCAGCUGGUUUACCCAGGUCUUCGUCUGUGUGAAGCUGAUUCUAGAUGAGUCCGGAGAGAGGCUCCAGGGGCUCUAUAUUAUGGCGGAGAAGGAAGUGAAGAGGAGGAUACACGGGAAGACAGAAGUGGUGGAAACGCUAGAGAACGAAGAGGAUAGGGUGAAUGCUCUUGCGAAGUGGUUUGGCAUGCACCUCUCCGAGUACGAGAUCGCGGGAAUUCAGGGCUUGGCUUCUGAGUUAAAGUAGAAUUUUAACACUAAUCUACCUUGAUAUGGUACAAACAAGGUUUCUCGAAAACCGUUG
This is a messenger RNA of Aspergillus ochraceoroseus IBT 24754, 1185 nucleotides long. Its product is annotated as arylamine N-acetyltransferase family protein. The transcript has 3 exons. The record is from RefSeq and is a predicted model, not a curated record. NCBI's taxonomy places the organism in Eukaryota, Fungi, Ascomycota, Eurotiomycetes, Eurotiales, Aspergillaceae. Bases 172 to 1128 code for a protein of 318 amino acids. Gene Ontology annotation, molecular function: acetyltransferase activity.